This is a messenger RNA of Pseudo-nitzschia multistriata, 1223 nucleotides long. Lineage: Eukaryota; Bacillariophyta; Bacillariophyceae; Bacillariales; Bacillariaceae. The record is from the annotation of a GenBank genome assembly.
CACGACGUCGAUCAUCCCGUAAGUUCAACGUUUCUCCCAGUUAUGUUUUUCCGACUUUCUGCGUCGUAGCCCAUAUUCAAUCUAKUUCGUACCGUUUCUUWUCACCCAUUUACCUUGUUCCGUGUCUCACCUYUCGGAUUAUUCUUCCAGGGAGUAUCAAAUAAUCAACUCGUGAAAGAGCAGAAUAGCUUGGCUAUCAAAUAUCACGGAAAAUCUCCUGCCGAGAACCAUUCGAUCAACUUGGCUUGGRCGACUCUAAUGAAACCGGAAUACGGCAAUCUUGUCGAGUGCCUGUGCCCAACUGCCUCCGAAAAAAUGCGCCUGUGGAAACUGGUGGUCAACGCCGUUCUCGCUACGGACAUUUUCGACGAAGAUCUAAAGGAGAGCAGAAAUUUGCGCUGGAAACACGUCUUCAGUGAUUCUAACAACCCAGGUGUCAGCAGCAACAACAGAWUAGAGAUUCAAGAUGGUGUAGAUAAUUYGGAUGCGCUCCGGGUCAUGAUUGUUUUAGAGCAUUUGAUUCAAGCAAGCGAUGUGGCUCACACUAUGCAACACUGGCACGUAUACAUAAAAUGGGUAAGCGUUGCGCUUGGUGUAUAUAGCRCAUGCGAUAGUGUAGUUAUGAAUCUUAUCAAAUUGAUCACAUUGUUUUUUCCACUUCUGUCUCUAAUUUACCCUGUGCUCGCUGUCCAUGUUGAUUGCCAUUACUUCCUGCUCUUAYUUUGAACGCAAAGAAUGAGAGGCUUUUUCACGAAUUGAACGASGCGUAUCGAAACGGAAGAAUGGGCAAGAAUCCUGCAGAGUUUUGGUACCAGGGAGAACUUGGGUUCUUUGAUUCUUAUGUCAUUCCCUUGGCGAAAAAACUGCGAGAGUGUGCUGUGUUUGGGGUGUCGUGUGAGGAGUUUUUGAAUUAUGCGGAAACGAAUCGAAAUGAAUGGGAAGCAAAAGGAGAAGRUAUUGUCGAAGACUACCGACGUCGAUUCCAAAACGAAAAGUCCGAGACUGCCAUUGCACAGAAACAAGAAGCAAGCGGUAUGACAGCUGCCUCUGUUGGUGUAUCGCUACCACAGAUUCGAACACCGGUGGCAGCAUGAAUGACUUUUGAAAUGAGCUUMCUUGGUUUAGCUAUGGGGUGUUCAACCUUAGAAGAUCUAGUCAUGAYAUUGAAAGUAAGAGGGAGCUAGGAACCAAACCAGAAUCUCAAAUAGAUUAUCAUGGAAGUU